AUGAAAUCAAAAUCAAAACGAGGGAAAAACUUUAUACUGUAAGAGAUUUUGCAGCUUGCGAGCGCUCAGCAGGGGCGAAUCAGUUGAUCGAUUUAGAUCUAACUUUCCGCAACGCGCAAGAAGAAAAUCGAAUUACCACAAGUGGAGGAACAAACAUACUAGUUACAGACGCAGGCAGGAGAAGAUGGCACGCCUACGAAGUGACAACAUAAGCUCCUCACCACUAACGUUAACAACAAUGUUUUAAAGACUAGAACGUUGAACUUGAAUAAUGAUCAACGGACAACGGAUACAGAAAAGUAGAACGAGAACGUCAACACCUCCAGAGAACAUCACAGUAGGACAAAGCUAUCUAAAGGCAUAGAUAUGUCGACAUCGUUGUCGUCAAUUUCUCAACAACAUGAAGUUGCAAACAUCAACAACCAGAAGGACUAACAGGGUCUACGCCUAGUACAACAUAGGUUAAACCGACUCCGUCUGCGAAUGCGCG
Messenger RNA from Amoebophrya sp. A25, 490 nucleotides. The record is from the annotation of a GenBank genome assembly. Lineage: Eukaryota; Dinophyceae; Syndiniales; Amoebophryaceae.